CGUCCGAGUUAAAAAGCAAGGGAGAGCCCUGCCUCUGGCGGUGAAAACAAGCCUUCAGACAGAGAAAAAGUUGAGCGAAGAGCCGGCUGCUCCGCUGUGAGGGAGUGUUAGGCUAUGGGCCGAGGGAUUAAUAAACUCGGAGAGAAUUUGCGCCACAUGUUUCCAAUAAAUUAGGAGCUCCGGAGACUUUUGCGCACGCAGGUGAGGAGUUGGAUGCGCGCCUUUGAAUGAUACUGAGGAUACAUGUUGAACUACGUCUGCGCAAUCUGACGACUUGAAGGCCAUUUUGGACUGUAUUCAUGACGUUUAUCAAUACAGCCAUUUGGAUAAAUAGCAGAGAUUUGUAAUACCCAUAUAGUGGGAAGUUAGUCGCCCCAGAUGGACAGCGGUAAUUGCUCCGGCUCGGUGGUGGAUGUGGAUGACAGCCCGGCUUCCAGUCCCAGCUCCAGUCCCAGUCCGGACGGCCGUGGUCGCGGUGAGCUCCACCGGUCCAGGACGCUCCAGACCGGCGCGCUCGGCGGCAGAGGACGCCCGGCGGCGGCCAACGCGGCGCGGGAGCGGAGCCGGGUCCAGACCCUGAGGAACGCGUUCUUGGAGCUCCAGAGGACUUUGCCGUCAGUGCCGCCGGAUACCAAGCUGUCCAAACUCGACGUGUUGAUACUAGCCACCACCUAUAUUGCCCAUUUGACUCGAACACUGCAGGAGGAAGGCGCAGAUGAAGGAGAGAGCACAAAACAAACAGAGGCGUUACACUCACUGAAAGGUGAAGGAUACCUGCACCCUGUGAAGAAAUGGCCAAUGCGAUCCAGAUUGUACGUCGGAGCAACUGGACAGUUCCUGAAAAAUCCUUCAGAUUCAGAGAAUCAAGGCCCAUCCUCCUCCUCUCAGUAGGCCUAAUUGUUGAAACCGAUGUUGAAAUUCGCAAGAGCUCCAAAAAAAAAAAAAAAAAAAAAAAAAUCAGACUGUCCUUCCACUGCA
Messenger RNA from Girardinichthys multiradiatus, 978 nucleotides. Its product is annotated as transcription factor 24-like. Lineage: Eukaryota; Metazoa; Chordata; Actinopteri; Cyprinodontiformes; Goodeidae. Gene Ontology annotation, molecular function: DNA-binding transcription factor activity, RNA polymerase II-specific; protein dimerization activity; RNA polymerase II transcription regulatory region sequence-specific DNA binding. Gene Ontology annotation, biological process: developmental process; regulation of transcription by RNA polymerase II. The record is from RefSeq and is a predicted model, not a curated record. Bases 379 to 891 code for a protein of 170 amino acids. The transcript is spliced from 3 exons.